GACUCAGUUCGUGGUCUAUUCGCCGGAUAUGGAGGCAUGGGUGGCGAUCUGGCCGAAGCUCAAGACCACAGAGCUCCAGGCCGAGGUCCGGGAGAUUAAGAAGGAGGUGAAGGAGUCGAUCAGCUACUAUUCAAACGUCAACAUCUCGGUGCAUCGCGCCGUCGCCGAGAGUCCGAAGGGUCAGGAGAUGCCGGGUGACUUCUUGGUGCACCACAAGGCGUGGCUCUACAUCACGACGACGGGCGACGGUUACUGGAACAGCGAUGAUGCCCCUAAGCCUGAGCAUGCUGCGGCCAGUGGCGGGGGGUCCCCCUUCGAGGUGGUGCUCGAGGACGGCGGCGACCCGUGGGGCGCGAACGGCGUGCAGUAG
This is a messenger RNA of Prorocentrum cordatum, 370 nucleotides long. Lineage: Eukaryota; Dinophyceae; Prorocentrales; Prorocentraceae. The record is from the annotation of a GenBank genome assembly.